This is a messenger RNA of Jatropha curcas, 1455 nucleotides long. RefSeq names its product protein ULTRAPETALA 1. Gene Ontology annotation, molecular function: DNA binding. The record is from RefSeq and is a predicted model, not a curated record. NCBI's taxonomy places the organism in Eukaryota, Viridiplantae, Streptophyta, Magnoliopsida, Malpighiales, Euphorbiaceae. Gene Ontology annotation, cellular component: nucleus; cytosol.
UUUUCCCAUAAGCCAAUAGCCCUGACCCCAAAGCUCUUCCUCUACGGCUCUCCCUCUCUCUCUCUCUCUCUCUCUCCUUCCUCUUUCGCUUUCUCUCUCUCAUCUAAUUUCUAUCUCGUGUCAUGUCAUGCAGCAACUAGCAAAGCAUAGUAUAGCACCCCAACAUAAAAAGGCUUUUAACCCAACCCCUCUCUCACACUCACACCUCGCGACAUUUGUUUCUCUUGGCCAGCUCAUUUUCUCUCUCUAAAACAAAUACCUUCUCCAGAUGUCUAUCCAGUGACACUUUCAACGUUUUCUCCACCAGAUCUCUAAGAGGCGAUGCGGGUUUUCAUCAAAGACUCCCUUUUUCUCUUAUUUUAAAACCUUUGUGGUUUUCUGGGUUUUUCUUCUGAUACGAUACCCAUAAACCAAAAUCGUAUCUUUUCUGUUCUUUUAGAUUUUCUUUGGCUGAAAGAUCUCUCUGUUGGGUUUUACUCUUUUUUCGCGUUUUCCGAUAACGGAGAGGGAGAUGGCGAAUGGUAUAGAGAGAGAGAUAUUGUUUAGCGAUGAAGAGUUGAGAGAGAUGAGUGGCGUCAAGAGAGGUGGGGAUUACAUAGAGGUGACGUGUGGGUGUACCAGCCAUAGAUAUGGUGAUGCUGUUGGUAGGCUUAGGGUUUUUAUCAAUGGUGACCUUGAAAUUACCUGUGAAUGCACUCCUGGUUGCAAUGAAGACAAGCUCACUCCAGCUGCAUUUGAGAAGCAUUCUGGAAGAGAGACAGCAAGAAAAUGGAAGAACAAUGUAUGGGUCAUAGUUAAUGGGGAGAAGGUACCUUUGACAAAGACUGUAUUACUCAAGUACUACAACCAAGUGUCAAAAAGUGCCAAUGGUUCCCACAGAUCUCAGAAUGGACGAGUUUCUCAUCGUGAUGAGUUUGUUCGCUGUAACAAGUGUAAUAAGGAACGGAGGUUCCGACUGCGGACCAAAGAAGAGUGUCGCAUUCACCAUGAUGCUUUGGCUGAUCCAAACUGGAAAUGUGCUGAUCUGCCAUUUGACAAAAUAACAUGUGAUGAUGAUGAAGAACGGGCAAGUCGAAGAGUAUACCGAGGCUGCACCCGCUCCCCUACAUGCAAGGGCUGCACUUCCUGUGUUUGCUUUGGGUGUGAAAUCUGUCGUUUCUCGGAUUGCAGCUGCCAGACUUGCAUUGACUUUACAAGGAAUGCAAAAGCUUAAGUCCAACUAUGCUUUUACUCCUAAAUAUUACCAUCAUUUUGUGGUCCUUUUAUGGCCAUCAUUACUUCCAUCCAUUUAAUCCCCAGCCCCAAAUUCAGUGACAUUCUCUCAUGUUGAACUUUGAAAAUUCCAGUCUCUGGGCUCAGCAUUGUUUCUCAUUGGCUGUUAUAACAUUUGAAAUCAGUUAUUUAUCCCUUCAUUUGUUUUGCAUGUAUAUAUUCUAUUCCUCUAAUAUUUUUUUA